AUGGAAGAGGGAAGGAAAAGAAAAGCAAGAGAUCAAUUGUCGCCAUACUCAAACCCUGGAGAAGAGAGUGAUCAUCACAGCCCGGCUGUAGAAUCUUCUCCGUUGCCAAACAGGAAGAGGGCUAAGGCAAGGGUUGGAGAUUUAUCAACGAUUGCAAACUCUGAGACACUGAAGGGGGUGCUAAGCUCUGUGAAUAUUCUUCAGCCCAAGGUAAAGAAUGAUAGAAUAAGUGGAUUGAACAAAUGCUUUCUUAAUGCUGUGCAGAAGGUGGUGGAGAAGGAGUCGAACAAAAGUCUCUUGUAUUUAUUUAAGCAAUAUGAGAAGUAUUAUGAGGAGCUUAAGGAGUCCAACAGCUAA
Molecule: messenger RNA, 357 nt
Organism: Encephalitozoon romaleae SJ-2008
Lineage: Eukaryota; Fungi; Microsporidia; Unikaryonidae
Exons: 1
Coding region: 1-357 (118 amino acids)
Source: RefSeq, a predicted model, not a curated record